AGGAAGUUAUCGCAUCUCGUCAAGCAACUUUGAGACUUUACACAGCAACACCAACGACUACCUUCACAAUGGGAGUCAAACGAUCUCGAUCCGAGGCUCAGGUCGUGGGUGACGACAGCAUGCACCCUUCCAGAAAACGAGCGAGAGACGAGCGAUCGCAUAAGACCAAGCCGCACAAAGCCGUCGACCUUGAGAACAACACUGCCAUCAAGAAGCGCGCUCGCGCCAUCGAGAGACUGCUGGCGCAUGACCCCGAGAAGCUGCCUGCUCACAAGAAGAGGGAACUGGAGAGAGAAUUGGCCGCUCACAAGCGCCGCAUUGCCGAUGCCCAAUACAAAAAGAUCAGAUCCAAAAUGAUUUCAAAGUACCACAUGGUUCGCUUCUUUGAACGGAAAAAGGCCAUCAGGAUUGCAAAGCAACUCGAGAAGAAGCUGGCGCAAGCGACGAAUGACGACGAGAUUGCCAAGCUCAGAGAAGAUCUUCACAAGGCGCAGGUCGACAUUGACUACGCCAUUUACUACCCUUUUAUGGAGCCCUACAUCAGUUUAUAUGCGAAGCCGGCGGAGGGAGAAGAGGAAAAGGCGGCUCAAUAUUUGCACACAGAGAGACCACCCAUGUGGGCUCUGAUUGAGAAGACGAGAGAGGAGGGCAAGAAGGCGCUGGAGAGGCUGCAAAAUCGGAGACCAGUCGAGGAUGCGGAGGUUGAAGGGGCACAAGAUGACGGCAAGAAGAACUCCAAGAAGUCCAAGGCCAAGAAGAAGGAGGAGGAAGAGGAAGAUGGUGGCGGCUUCUUUGAGUAG
This is a messenger RNA of Podospora pseudocomata, 800 nucleotides long. Its product is annotated as rRNA-processing protein efg1. The transcript has 2 exons. The record is from RefSeq and is a predicted model, not a curated record. Bases 69 to 800 code for a protein of 243 amino acids. Gene Ontology annotation, cellular component: preribosome, small subunit precursor; nucleolus. NCBI's taxonomy places the organism in Eukaryota, Fungi, Ascomycota, Sordariomycetes, Sordariales, Podosporaceae. Gene Ontology annotation, biological process: maturation of SSU-rRNA from tricistronic rRNA transcript (SSU-rRNA, 5.8S rRNA, LSU-rRNA).